Cervus elaphus (red deer) is the source of this 3588-nucleotide messenger RNA. It is a transcript of the gene TRPC1, whose product is annotated as transient receptor potential cation channel subfamily C member 1. Lineage: Eukaryota; Metazoa; Chordata; Mammalia; Artiodactyla; Cervidae. The record is from RefSeq and is a predicted model, not a curated record. Gene Ontology annotation, biological process: calcium ion transmembrane transport; manganese ion transport; regulation of cytosolic calcium ion concentration. Gene Ontology annotation, molecular function: inositol 1,4,5 trisphosphate binding; store-operated calcium channel activity; protein binding. Bases 444 to 2864 code for a protein of 806 amino acids. Gene Ontology annotation, cellular component: membrane; cation channel complex. The transcript has 13 exons.
UCCCAGGGCCCUGGAGCCCGGCGCGUGUAGAAUCUCCUCUUGGAGCUUCUCUCCCACCGGUUUUCGUCGUCCUCUCUGGCCGGGCCGCCCUCCGCGCGGCCCUUGCGGCUCCUGGCACGGCCCCGCGCUCGGCUGCCGCCCUGGCGCGCGCCACCCUGUCGUCCCCGGACGGGCGCGGACCCGCUCGGCCUGGGCGCCGGCGGCUGGGGAGGGGGCGCUGGCCCCGGGGCCGCGCAUGCGCUGCCACCAGUCUGGGGCUGUCAGUGGAAGGCGAGUGCUGGCUCCGUGGGGAGGCGACGCCCUUCGGGGCCAACGGGCCUCGAGCCGAGGCGGCCGUGGGAACGACUCAUCCCUUUUCCAGCCGGGGGGCGGGGCUGGGCUCGGGGUCGGGGCUGGCGGGGGCCCCGCCCCCGUCCCCUGGCCUGCCCCCUUCAUGGGCCGCGAUGAUGGCGGCCCUGUACCCGAGCACGGACCUCUCGGGCGCCUCCUCCUCCUCCCUGCCUUCUUCCCCAUCCUCCUCUUCGUCGCCAAACGAGGUGAUGGCGCUGAAGGAUGUGCGGGAGGUGAAGGAGGAGAACACCCUGAAUGAGAAGCUUUUCUUGCUGGCGUGCGACAAGGGUGACUAUUAUAUGGUUAAAAAGAUUUUGGAGGAAAACAGUUCAGGUGACUUGAACAUAAAUUGCGUAGAUGUGCUUGGGAGAAAUGCUGUUACCAUAACUAUUGAAAACGAAAACUUGGAUAUACUGCAGCUUCUUUUGGACUACGGUUGUCAGUCCGCAGAUGCACUUUUGGUGGCAAUCGACUCUGAAGUAGUGGGAGCUGUUGAUAUACUACUUAAUCAUCGACCAAAACGAUCAUCAAGACCAACUAUAGUAAAACUAAUGGAGAGAAUUCAGAAUCCUGAGUAUUCAACAACUAUGGAUGUUGCACCUGUCAUUUUAGCUGCUCAUCGUAACAACUAUGAAAUUCUUACAAUGCUGUUAAAACAGGAUGUAUCUCUACCUAAGCCCCAUGCAGUUGGCUGUGAAUGUACAUUGUGUUCUGCAAAAAACAAAAAGGACAGCCUCCGACAUUCCAGGUUUCGUCUUGAUAUAUAUCGCUGCUUGGCCAGUCCAGCUCUAAUAAUGUUAACAGAGGAGGAUCCUAUUCUGAGAGCGUUUGAACUUAGUGCUGAUUUAAAAGAACUAAGCCUCGUGGAGGUGGAAUUCAGGAAUGAUUAUGAGGAACUAGCCCGGCAGUGUAAAAUGUUUGCUAAAGAUUUGCUUGCCCAAGCCCGGAAUUCACGUGAAUUAGAAGUUAUCCUAAACCAUACAUCCAGUGAUGAGCCUCUUGACAAACGAGGAUUACUAGAAGAAAGAAUGAACUUAAGUCGUCUAAAACUUGCUAUCAAAUAUAACCAAAAGGAGUUUGUUUCCCAGUCCAACUGUCAGCAGUUCCUGAACACUGUUUGGUUUGGACAGAUGUCAGGUUACCGUCGUAAGCCUACCUGUAAGAAGAUAAUGACUGUUUUGACAGUUGGCAUCUUUUGGCCAGUUUUGUCACUUUGUUAUUUGAUAGCUCCCAAAUCUCAGUUUGGCAGAAUUAUCCACACACCUUUUAUGAAAUUUAUUAUUCAUGGAGCAUCAUAUUUCACAUUCCUACUGUUACUAAACCUAUACUCUCUUGUCUACAAUGAGGAUAAGAAAAACACAAUGGGGCCAGCCCUUGAAAGAAUAGACUAUCUCCUUAUACUGUGGAUUAUUGGAAUGAUAUGGUCAGACAUUAAAAGACUCUGGUAUGAAGGGUUGGAAGACUUUUUAGAAGAAUCUCGUAAUCAGCUCAGUUUUGUCAUGAAUUCACUUUAUUUGGCAACCUUUGCCCUCAAAGUGGUUGCUCACAACAAGUUUCAUGAUUUUGCGGAUCGGAAGGACUGGGAUGCAUUCCACCCUACACUGGUGGCAGAGGGACUUUUUGCAUUUGCCAACGUUCUGAGUUAUCUUCGUCUCUUUUUUAUGUAUACCACAAGCUCUAUCUUGGGUCCAUUACAGAUGAUUUUAAUGAACACCUAUGUAAUAUUUCCACAGAUUUCAAUGGGACAGAUGUUACAAGAUUUUGGAAAAUUUCUUGGAAUGUUUCUUCUUGUUUUGUUUUCUUUCACAAUUGGGCUGACACAACUGUAUGAUAAAGGCUACACUCCAAAAGAACAGAAGGACUGUGUAGGCAUAUUCUGUGAACAGCAAAGCAAUGAUACCUUCCAUUCGUUCAUCGGCACUUGCUUUGCUUUGUUCUGGUAUAUUUUCUCCUUAGCACAUGUGGCAAUCUUUGUCACAAGAUUUAGCUAUGGAGAAGAAUUACAGUCCUUCGUCGGAGCUGUUAUUGUUGGGACAUACAAUGUUGUGGUUGUGAUAGUCCUUACCAAGCUGCUGGUGGCAAUGCUUCAUAAAAGUUUUCAGUUGAUAGCAAAUCAUGAAGACAAAGAAUGGAAGUUUGCUCGAGCAAAACUGUGGCUUAGCUACUUUGAUGACAAAUGUACAUUACCCCCACCUUUCAACAUCAUUCCUUCGCCAAAGACUAUCUGCUAUAUGAUUAGUAGCCUGAGUAAGUGGAUUUGCUCUCAUACAUCAAAAGGCAAAGUUAAACGGCAGAACAGCUUGAAGGAAUGGAGAAAUUUGAAACAAAAGAGAGAUGAAAACUACCAAAAAGUGAUGUGCUGUCUAGUGCAUCGUUACUUGACUUCCAUGAGACAAAAGAUGCAAAGUACAGAUCAGGCAACUGUGGAAAAUCUAAAUGAACUGCGCCAAGAUCUGUCAAAAUUCCGAAAUGAAAUAAGGGAUUUACUUGGCUUUCGGACUUCUAAAUAUGCUAUGUUUUAUCCAAGAAAUUAGCCAUUUUUUAAAUUGUGUAGAGAAUAAUUUUCAAUAUUAUAAAUCUAAAAGACUGCAUUUGCAUAACUUACAAUUAAAUUAAUAAGAUAUAUAUUGAAAUAAAGAAUUAUGUAAAAGCCAUUCUUUGAAAUAUUUAUAGCAUAAAUAUAUGUUAUGUAAAGUGUGUAUAUAGGAUUAGUUUUUUUAAAACCCUCUGUCAGUGGCUUUUUGCAGGAGUAAAACAGAUUGAGUAGAUAGAUUUUAUUAGCAUGCUGUUUAGUUUUCUUGUUUAAAUAGUGCUUAAUUUUUUUUCUUUCUGCUUAAGAAGGGCAGUUAGAACUGUCUUAACUAUUGCCAGAAGGUUUUGUAAAAAUGAAGAUCAACAAAGGUGGGCUGAUCUUUCAUAUGACACACUUGAGAUACAGAAGUCAUGUUUUAAAAAUCUUUGUUUUAGGAGUUUACAUAUAGUUCAGUAUUUAUUGUUUCAGAAUAUAGGUUUGCUUAAAACAGUAGUCUGUUUUGUUCUUUUGUUAUAAUCUUAAGCAGAAAAGAUAAAGCCCUAAUGAAUAUUUGAAUCUAUUUAUGUGUCUAUACAUUAAAUUCACUUCAGUGUUUGUCAUUGUAAUAUAUUUACUUUUACAUGGUUGUAAUCACUUUAUUAUUUUUUUUUCCAUUUAUUUUUAUUAGUUGGAGGCUAAUUACUUCACAACAUUGCAGUGGGUUUUGUCAUACAUUGACAUGAAUC